Molecule: messenger RNA, 765 nt
Organism: Lactuca sativa (garden lettuce)
Lineage: Eukaryota; Viridiplantae; Streptophyta; Magnoliopsida; Asterales; Asteraceae
Product: large ribosomal subunit protein eL28y
Biological process (GO): translation
Cellular component (GO): ribosome
Molecular function (GO): structural constituent of ribosome
Source: RefSeq, a predicted model, not a curated record
AAAGUAUGAGGAUCUAAAUUAAAACCAAGCUAGGGUUUUGAUGGAGGCAUAUAUAGAAGAAUUACGUCUCCAUGAUCCGUCUUCAAGAACUCUCACAAGGGAAAUCGCCGCCUUAGCAAAACCCUAACGUGAAGUAGGAGCAAUGGCGACAGUACCAGGGCAGCUGAUAUGGGAGAUCGUAAAGAAGAACAACUCUUUUCUCGUGAAGGAGUUCGGCAAUGGAAAUCAAAGCGUUCAGUUUAGCAAAGAGCCUAAUAAUCUCUACAAUCUCAACUCAUACAAACACUCUGGACUAGCCAACAAGAAGACAGUCACUAUCCAGCCAGCUGGUAAAGAUCAAUCUGUGUUGCUUGCAACGACUAAAACCAAGAAACAGGGAAAACCUGCAAGUUUGCUUAACAAAUCCAUUAUGAAAAAGGAGUUCUACCGCAUGGCAAAGGCAGUUUCAAACCAGGUGGGAGAUAACUAUUACAGGCCAGAUUUGAAGAAGGCUGCACUUGCUAGGUUGAGUGCUGUGAGCAGGAGUCUUAAGGUCUCAAAAUCUGGUGUGAAGAAGAAGAACAGACAGGCUUACAAGGUUGGUGGUAGGAAAUGAAGCUCUGAUCUGAUAUUUUUAUCAUAAUUAUCUUGUUAUUCAAUCAUAUUAAUGUUUGGUUUGCAUGAGGAUAGUUAAAUGUGCAACUCGUUUUGGUUUACACCAAUUUUCAGAAUACAAUUUUGAUGGUUUUUGGCCUGGUUAUGAAAGUCUUUAACUAUUGCUUAUUA